UACAUUACAUCGUGUACAUUGCACCGUCUCUUUGGGAAACUGAAAGCUAUUAGUGUACAUUUGGGUAUGCUGUUUCUACUGAAGUAUUUAUAACAUUAGAAGUCAUGGCAUCACUCCAGGACCAUGAUAUAAGUCAUCAUUCAUCAAGUAGACCAAGUCGUCAGAAUCAUUAUAAACAAUUUCCUGCAGCAAUAUGGGGACGGGAUAUCAACAAAUCUUACGGAAAACUAUGUGUUCUCAAUAAUCUACAUAUAACUGUGCCAAGAGGGAGUAUAUAUGGCUUACUGGGACCUAGUGGGUGUGGUAAAACUACAUUGCUACGAUGUGUGAUUGGACGUCUACAUGUUGACAGUGGUCAUGUGAUAGUUUUAGGGGACAAACCUGGAGCUAGAGGUCAUAAGGUGCCUGGGAGCAUGGUUGGAUAUAUGCCACAAGAAACAGCAUUAUUUACAGAUCUCACUAUAGCAGAAACAUUGAAGUAUUUCGGUACAUUACAUGGAAUGACCAAUGAACAGAUUAAACUCAGAACAGAUUUUCUUAUAGAUUUUUUGACUCUACCAGAGAAAAGUAGACUCAUCUGUCAACUAAGUGGCGGUCAGAUGAGGCGGGUGUCUUUCUCUGUGGCUCUCUUGCAUGAACCAGAAUUACUUAUUCUAGAUGAACCAACUGUAGGUGUGGAUCCUUUACUCAGGGAAAGAAUCUGGGAUCAUUUGGUGAAUAUUACUAGUCAUACACAGAAUCAGGUGACCAUUAUACUGACCACACAUUACAUAGAGGAGGCUAGACAAGCUGACAAGGUAGGCUUUAUGAGAAAUGGUAGAAUUCUAGCAGAGGAAGAGCCUAUGAAAGCCAUAGAGAAAUAUCAUAUGACAAGUUUAGAGAAUGUGUUUCUAAAGUUGUGUCAGGAUGAUAUAGAGGGUACUCCAGCAGAUCUUGCUCAAGAUACCAAACAGUAUUCAGAAGUUCACGUUAAUCAUAGUGGAGGUGGGUUAGGUAAUGGAAACAUUGUUGUCCCUCGUUCAGACACUGACGAUGAUGAUGUACCAUUGUUAGACUCGGAAAAUGUUAUGCCCCCUGUAAAGAAACACUCCAAGUGGUCUGUUCCUAUAGGUAUGCCCAGUGGUAGGAACAUUCUGGCUCAGUUUAUCAAGAAUCUCAACAUUAUGAAAAGAAAGAUAGCAUUCCUAUUAUUUCAGUUCAUGUUACCACUUGUAGAAAUAGUUCUAUUUUGUGUUUGUAUUGGUAAUGAUCCAUUUGGACUUCAUAUAGCUGUUAUCAAUAAAGACCAAGGAAUUCUAGGCUUCAAUAUGGGGACAGCCUUCCUACAAUCUAUAGACAAUCAUACUAUAAUUCAGGAUGAUUAUACAGAUAAAGGUUAUGAAGCAGCAUUCAGAUCAGUACAACAAGCUAAAACUUGGGGGCUUGUCAGUAUAGGAGAAAAUUUUACUACAGAUCUUAUGCUACGGUUUCAGGGAGGUAAUUUAUCAGAUUCUGUAAUAGAUGGCAGUUCAAUAAAGCUCCAGUUGGACUCUACUAAUGAACAAGUGGCCAUUGUGUUAAUGAAGAAGAUUACAGAUGCUUUUGAGUUAUUUGCCAAAGAAAUGCUGACAAAGAUGAAGAUAAAUCCUAAAUUAGCUAGUCUACCUAUUGAGAUGUUGAAACCUGUAUAUGGUGAUUUAGACGCAACUUUCACUGAAUUUAUGGCGCCAGGUGUCAUAAUCUCAAUAACAUUUUUCUUGGCGACUGGUUUGACAACGUUAGUGUUUAUCAUGGAUAAAAAGUUAGGGAUGUUAGAUAGAUGUCUUGCCUCAGGUAUGGUUUCAUUUGAGAUUAUGUUAGCUCAUAUGAUAACACAGAUGUUGAUUGUUGUUGUUCAAGUUGCUGUGCUACUAACAGUGGCCCUGCUUGUGUUCAAUGUUCCAUGUCUAGGUCCCUUGAUAUGGGUAAUACUGUUAGUUCUAAUUCAAGGUUUUCUAGGAAUGGCUUUAGGUGUGGUAUAUUCUGCAGUAUGUAAUGAUGAAAACUCAGCUAUACAACUUGCCUUAGGCUCUUACUUUCCUUUGCUACUUAUUAGUGGUAUUUUAUGGCCUAUAGAAGCGAUGCCAAUAUGGUUGAGGUAUGUCAGUUAUGUUUCACCAAUGACAUUUGCUUGUGAAGCUAUGAGAUGUAUACUUGCCAGAGGACUAGAUAUAGCAUAUUUCGCAGUAUGGCGAGGAUAUUUGGUGUCGUCUGGUUGGUGUGUGGUUAUUGUCAUCCUUGGUGGAGUGAUACUACGAGUUAAGGAGUAAAAUACUACACGACACGGAGUAAUGUUCUUUGUUAUACCUGUGAAAAUCCCUUGUUAUCUUUAUUUACAUUGAACUGAAAGAGACAGAGUUUAGGAAAAAAAUAAUGAAUUGGGUUUAAAUACAGUAUGAAACAAAAUUCACGAUUGACUGUUCUGAACAGACUUUAACCAGGAGUAUGAAACAUGGAGUGAGGUACAAUGUAACAAAGAAAAAUUAUACUAUGGUACAAGGAGUGAACUAGUUUUAUUGCUGUUUUGUCAUAAAUUGAUAAACUCAGUAUUAGUAGUGCAUAAUGUAUUUUUUAUAAUUUGUCAAGCAUUUGGAUGCUGUGUUAUAGUUGAGGAAUAAGAUACUACAUAACAAGGAGCAGAUACAACUUGACACAGAGUGACAUUUGCGCUCUUGUUUAGAAAUCUGUGAUUAUGUGACCACUGUGAUAUUGAAAACCUGAACAAAAAAUCUAUAAGUGGAAAAUUCCAAUAAUAAUAAGAUUAUUACAUUAAAUAUUACUCCUAAAAAUGAUCUGGAACUUUAUUAUUAUAUAUUUUAAAUCUUUUAAAGGCCCAUAAUGUAAAGCCCCAAAAAAGUACCCUUUUAUUUCUCGAAAAACUUAAUUUUUGGUAUCAUGUUACAGUUUUAAAAAGAUGUUACACGUUGACAGUCUUACAUUUUGAAAUAUAGAACAGUAAUGGUAACACAAAAAUGAUAAUUGACAAAAACACUGGUGUUUUUUCUUUAUGAGCUACUUUUUAAUAUGUUUUUGUUGUUGUUUUUUGUUGUUUUUUUGUUGUUGUUUUUUUCGAAAAAGAAUAAGAGUUAAGUUGGAGUUAAAAAGUUGAAAUGAUAUUAUAAUGUAAAGUGUCAUUGUUUCUUAAUAUGUUUAUCAGAAUGGGACCAGUUUUGACUGUCAACACAGUCUGUUUGAUUAAUUGACCCUUCUUCCCCAGUAUAUUGUACAUUAACAUUAACCUUUGUCCAAAUGGUGGCAACUGAAUCUAUUGAUGCAACCAGUGCAGACUUAAAUUAUGGUCUUCAAUCUACACAACUAACUCAGUAGGGACAUCAUCAGAUUUGUAAUCUAGGGGUCGCUGGUAUGAUCCUUGGGCAAGGCAUAAUUUCUCUGUGACUAUUGCUCUCAGACAUUGAGUCUUAUUGUCCUGUGUCUCAGAACGUCCUGUGUCGCAGAUACAGAAAUAAUGUCAAAAAAAAAUGAGCCGCGUCACGACAAAACCAACAUAAUGGGUUUGCGACCAGCAUGGAUCCAGACCAGCCUGCGCAUCCGCGCAGUCUGAUCAGGAUCCAUGCUGUUCGCUAUCAGUUUCUCUACUAAUGCAUAAUGUAUUUUCUUAUCCUUCUUGAAAAAAAAGUAGAGGUAUUGUUAUAGUCGCGGCGGCGUUGCCGUUCGCAAACUUGUACCUGGAUCAUAACUUUUUUAUUUCUUGGUGUAUUGUCUUCAUACUUGGCCACAACAACCCUUGGGACAAGACCUUUCAGUAGACCACACUAACAUUGACCUUCAUCCAUAAAUGACCUUGACCUUCAAGGUUAAAAGUCCAAUUUGAAUGGAUUGUCUUCAAACUUGAACAUAAUAAUCUUAAAGGAUAUCCCUUAAAAAUAACCUGACAGACCUUGACCUUCACUCAUAAAUGACCUUGACUUUGAAGGUCAAAUUAUUGAAAUUUUCAUGUUUUUGGCUAUUAUUGGCUGUAACUUUGUUAUUUUUGAAUGGAUUGUCUUCAAACUUGAACAUAAUAAUCUUCAAGGAUAACCCUUAAAAAUAACCCGACAGACCUUGACCUUCACUCAUGAAUGACUUUGUUUUGGCUGUAACUGGCUGUUACUUUGCUAUUAUUGAAGGGAUCAACUUCAUAUUAUAACAGAACAUACUUAAAAACUAGACCUUGUUGUUUAUCGUGACUUCACCACGUGACUCCACCACGUGACUUCACAACGUGACUCCACCACGUGACUUCACAAUAUGACUCCACCACGUGACUUCACCACAUGACUCCACCAAGUAACACCACCCUGUAACACCACCAUGUGACUCCACCACGUGACUCCACAACGUGACUCCACCAUGUGACUCCACCACGUGACUCCACCAAGUAACACCACCCUGUAACACCACCACAUCACUCCACCACGUCACUCCACCACGUCACUCCACCACAUAACACCACCCUGUAACACCACCACAUGACUCCACCACACGUGACUUUACCACAUGACUCCACCACGUGACUCCACCAGGUGUCUCCACCAUGUGACUCCACCACAUGACUACACCACGUGACUCCACCAUGUGACUCCACCACGUGACUCCACCAUGUGACACCACCACGUGACUUCACAACGUGACUCCACCACAUGACUCCACCACGUGACACUAGCACGUGACACCACCACAUGACUCCACCACAAGACACCACCACGAGACUCUACCACGUGACUCCACCACGUGACUCCACCACAUGACUCCACCACGUGACUCUACCACGUGACACCACCACGUGACUCCACCACAAGACACCACCACGAGACUCUACCACGUGACACCACCAUGUGACUUCGAAUUGGUUGUCUCUAUUUAUAUAUAUAUAAAUUAGUAAAUUUAUAUAAUAAUAAAAUAUAUAGACAAAACUAAUGUGACAAAACAGAAUGAUUAAUUUUAUAAAAAAGGAAAUGUUAAUAUUUUGUUCAAACAUUUCUUUGUUUGCUUUUAGAGAAAGUAAAAAGUCGAGCGUUGCCCCCGCCCGGCGGUGGCUCUUGUUUUUUAGUUCAUAUUUGUUGUGUUUUUUUGUUCCAGAAUCUAUAUUCGAUGAGAUUUUAUUCAUAUAAUUUUUAGAUAUCUAUUUUACUACAAUUUUUAUAAAGUUAUAGAUACAUUGUAAUUAAAGAAUGUUGAUCAAUACAGUUUAACACUUUGUAUAAACUAUCAUUUUAUUUGUUUAUUUAUUAAAAAUGUUGAAAAGUGCAA
This is a messenger RNA of Ruditapes philippinarum (Manila clam), 5268 nucleotides long. RefSeq names its product ABC transporter G family member 20-like. Gene Ontology annotation, cellular component: ATP-binding cassette (ABC) transporter complex; membrane. NCBI's taxonomy places the organism in Eukaryota, Metazoa, Mollusca, Bivalvia, Venerida, Veneridae. Gene Ontology annotation, molecular function: ATP hydrolysis activity; ATP binding; ABC-type transporter activity. The coding region runs from base 105 to 2288 and encodes 727 amino acids. The record is from RefSeq and is a predicted model, not a curated record. The transcript has 20 exons. Gene Ontology annotation, biological process: transmembrane transport.